Oryzias latipes (Japanese medaka) is the source of this 1037-nucleotide messenger RNA. It is a transcript of the gene pih1d1, whose product is annotated as PIH1 domain containing 1. Lineage: Eukaryota; Metazoa; Chordata; Actinopteri; Beloniformes; Adrianichthyidae. The record is from RefSeq and is a predicted model, not a curated record. Gene Ontology annotation, biological process: box C/D snoRNP assembly; rRNA processing. Gene Ontology annotation, cellular component: cytoplasm; ribonucleoprotein complex; R2TP complex.
UGAAGUCGGAACUUAGUUGCCGGACUUCCGACAUCAACCUUUCAAAAUAAACAACGUGUCUGGGAGUUAGCGUUCGGCGUCAACUGUAAGCCCCCCCUAUUUUAAAAUAGUCGAACUGGACCGAACAUGACAGAUUCGUCGCUUCUUAACACUGAGCUGGAGUUGGAGCAGCAGGAGGAACUCUAUCAGCAGCUGCUGUUGCAGACAAUGGGGAAGCUGCAGACGGAAAGCUCAGACUCCAAAUCCAUCCGUCCUCAGCCUGGUAUGUGUGUGAAGACAUUUACGGAGCCAGGAAAGGAGAAAGUCUUCAUCAACAUCUGUCAGUCCAGCUCGGUUCCGCCCCCUCCAGAGCUGUCCAGAGAGGAGCUGGUGGAUCUGUUGCAGUCCGAGGAUCCGAGUGGCUACAGAGUUCCCAUGAGCCUCGGAGAGCCGCACACAGAGGUGGAUAACAGCUCUCAGAGUUGCACAGCCUAUGAUGUUGUCAUCAACCAGGAUUUCUUCCAGAAGUGCCAGGAAGACGCUUUAUUCCAGCAGUUUGUCAUCUUGGUGUCUGCAGAGGGUUUGGAGAAUAAAUAUAAGCUGGAGCUGAGCAGAGACUGGAAAGUGCUGAAGAACAGAAAGUUCCUGGGUUCUGUGAGCGAGCAGAACAUUCGCACAAAGAGCAGGCCGACAAUUCAGGUUCUGCAGCCUCAGGAGAGCUCUACUGCCCGCUGUAAAAGACCAAAGUUCAGGCUACUGGUGGAGCCCCCUACUGGACACCCUGAGAACCUCGUAGCAGAGAUACAUCUCCCUGGAGUGCCGUCGUCUCGCUCGCUGCUUCUGGAUGUUGGCGAGGAUCGACUGGUGCUCACCGCUCGGCCCUCCCUCUUCCACCUCGACGUCUUCCACCCCUUUCUUGUUGAUCAGGACAACACAGCGGCACAGUUCAACAACCAGACCCAGAUCCUCACAGUGACAAUGCCUGUGGUGUCUUCAUGAAGUAUCAACUAUUUUUAUAUUUAAGAAACUGUUGUUUAAAUACACGUUUAGAAAAAUUA